GUGUUCUCUUCAGCCACCGAGCCACCGAUCCCGUAUAACCAACUGGCAACAGCGUGAGAGUGCUCCUGGCCAUACCACGAGUACACCAACCAUCGAAUUCCCUGCUCUCUUUGUCAAUCGCGGAGGCGGGAGAUUCGGUGGGCAUGGCGGAGGAGCAGUUCCUGGCCGCCGCGGUGGACGCCGCCAAGAGUGCCGGAGAGGUCAUCCGCAAGGGCUUUUACCUGACCAAGAAUGUGGAGCACAAGGGCCAGGUGGAUUUGGUGACGGAGACGGACAAGGCCUGUGAGGACCUCAUCUUCAACCACCUCCGGAAGCUCUAUCCGGACCACAAAUUCAUCGGCGAGGAGACGUCCGCGGCGCUCGGCUCCACCGCCGACCUCACCGACGAUCCCACCUGGAUUGUCGACCCACUUGAUGGCACCACCAAUUUUGUGCAUGGCUUCCCUUUUGUGUGCGUCUCGAUUGGCCUCACCAUUGGGAAGAUUCCCAGUGUUGGAGUCGUGUACAAUCCCAUCAUGAAUGAGCUUUUCACAGCUGUUCGUGGAAAAGGUGCUUUCCUCAAUGGUUCUCCAAUCAAAACAUCGUCUCAAGAUGAGUUAGUGAAGGCCCUUAUGGUAACAGAGGUAGGAACCAAAAGGGACAAGUCCACUUUGGAUGAUACAACCAACAGAAUCAACAAGUUACUAUUCAAGAUUAGGUCUAUACGAAUGUGUGGCUCUUUGGCCUUAAACAUGUGUGGAGUAGCUUGUGGUAGGCUAGAUUUGUGUUAUGAGAUCGGAUUUGGUGGCCCCUGGGAUGUGGCUGCUGGAGCUGUAAUUCUACAGGAAGCUGGGGGUUUUGUGUUUGAUCCGAGUGGUGGGGAGUUUGAUUUGAUGGCGCAAAGAAUGGCAGGAUCGAAUGGCUUCCUCAAGGACCAGUUUAUCAAAGAAUUGACAGAUGCAAGCUGAAUAAGCUAUUUCUUGUCUUAAAAUAGAAUAAGAAUAUAAGAUCACCCCACCAUUAACUUAUAAGUGCAAUUUUUCGUGUAGUUCUACCUUCUACGUGAACAUCAUGCAUAUUCUGCGAACAUCUGGGUGUAGUGAAACUGUAUUCAUUGUGGGGGGAAAAUAAACAUGUGGAUGCUUUCCUUGGUAUUGGGCCAGCAAGUUGACCUUUUGUGAUAUACUGCCUCCUUUUUCAUAAUAUACAAGGCGUCUUAUGUUUCGUUAA
Messenger RNA from Brachypodium distachyon (stiff brome), 1209 nucleotides. Its product is annotated as inositol monophosphatase 3. Gene Ontology annotation, molecular function: inositol monophosphate 1-phosphatase activity. The transcript has 10 exons. Gene Ontology annotation, biological process: phosphatidylinositol phosphate biosynthetic process; inositol metabolic process; signal transduction. The coding region runs from base 144 to 947 and encodes 267 amino acids. The record is from RefSeq and is a predicted model, not a curated record. NCBI's taxonomy places the organism in Eukaryota, Viridiplantae, Streptophyta, Magnoliopsida, Poales, Poaceae.